AUGUCGGAUACGCAACCUGUCACCCUCCACGGCCGGACCUAUCAACUGCCGAAAAAGCCCACCGUCAUCAUCUGCGUCGACGGCUUUGACCCCGAGUAUCUGGCCGACGGCCUCGCCGCGGGCAUCCUGCCCAACAUGGCCUCCCUCAUGCGCACCGGCUUCCACGCGACCGCCCAGUGCUCCAUGCCCUCCGUGACCAACGCCAACAACGUCUCCAUCAUCACCGGCGCGCCCACCUCCGUCCACGGCAUCGCCACCAACUACUUCCUCGACCGCGCCACCGGCGCCGAGUCCAUGAUCCUCGACGACUCGCUGAUGCGCGGCUCCACCAUCCUCGCCGAGAUGGCCGCCCGCGGCGUCCGCGUCACCGCCGUCACCGCCAAGGACAAGCUCCGCCGCAUCCUCCAGCGCGGCCUCCCCCCGGGGUCCUGCCUAUCCACGCAGCUCGCAUCCGAGGAGGUGCUCGCGUGGCUCGGCAGGGCGGCGCGCCCGGAGCAGUACUCGGCGGACCUCUCGCUGUGCGUGCUCGACGCCGGCACGCGGAUGCUGCGCGAGCGCCGCGUGGACCUGCUCUACCUGACCCUGUCCGACUACGUGCAGCACAACCACGCACCCGACGCCCCCGAGGCGCGCGCGUUCAUGGCGGCGGUGGACGACGCGGUCGGCGCGUGUCUCGCGCUCGGCGCGGUGGUCGGCGUCACCGGCGACCACGGGAUGAGCGACAAGGGCGGCGCGCCGCCGCUGUACGUGCAGGACGUGCUGGAGCGGGCGUUUGGCGGGCCCGGCUGCGCGCGCGUCGUGUGCCCGAUCGCGGACCCGUUCGUCGCGCACCACGGCGCGCUCGGCGGGUUCGUGCGGGUGUACGUGCCGGCAUCGCACGCGGCGCAGGUCCCGGCGAUGGUGGCGCACAUGCGCGGGUUCGCGGAGGUGGAGACGGCGCUGGAAGGCGCCGAGGCGGCGGCAAGGUGGGAGAUGCCGGCGGAUAGGGAGGGCGACUUCGUGGUGGUGGCGACGGAGGGGGCGGUGCUGGGCGCGAGGGAGGCGGAGCACGACUUGUCGGGGCUGGAGGGCCGGCGGCUGCGGUCGCACGGAGGGUUGUCGGAGCAGGAUGUGCCGGUGCUGCUUUCGAUACCGGUCAAGGAUGGGAAGAAGACUCGGGAGUGGAAGAAUUACGACAUUUUUGACAUUGCUUUAAACAGCCAGUAA
Molecule: messenger RNA, 1206 nt
Organism: Cordyceps fumosorosea ARSEF 2679
Lineage: Eukaryota; Fungi; Ascomycota; Sordariomycetes; Hypocreales; Cordycipitaceae
Product: Phosphonoacetate hydrolase
Exons: 2
Coding region: 1-1206 (401 amino acids)
Molecular function (GO): phosphonoacetate hydrolase activity
Source: RefSeq, a predicted model, not a curated record